Molecule: messenger RNA, 1446 nt
Organism: Dujonia railenensis
Lineage: Eukaryota; Fungi; Ascomycota; Pichiomycetes; Serinales; Debaryomycetaceae
Source: the annotation of a GenBank genome assembly
AUGGUACUCAAGACCAUUUACAUUGCACGCCAUGGCUACCGGGCAAAUUGGCUCCCACCACCACAUCCACCAAACCCAACAGGCGUUGAUUCAGAUCCUCCGUUGGCUGAACACGGGGUGGAUCAAGCCAAACAGUUGGCAGCAUACCUUACAGGUCUCCCUUCUACUGAAAAACCGGAAUUUAUUUUAUCAUCGCCUUUCUACCGUUGUGUACAAACAGCACAGCCAAUUGCUGAAAUGCUUUCUAUCCCAAUAGUGCUUGAAAGAGGUGUGGGUGAAUGGUAUAAGAAGGGCAGAUCUACUGUUCCGGAACCUGCCAAUUAUGAUCUCUUGACCCAAUUCUUCUCUACCUUAUCUACGAGUGAAAAUUGGGAAAGAGAUGGUCUUGGAGUUAUUCCAAACUUGGAAGGUGAAAGUGAAGAAGAAAUAUUCGAUAGAGCUCUGGAAUUUUGGCAAAAGUUUAUACCUGAGUUUGAGAAGAGAUACCCUCAAACUGAGAUUGUUUUGAUUAUGACCCAUGCUGCUACAAAAAUUGCCCUUGGAAUGUCAUUAUUAGGUCAUUCAAGUGUUCAUGAUUAUUUGGAUAAGGAUAAGAAUCGGUUAAGAGCAGGAGCUUGCUCCUUAGAUAAAUAUACUGUAGGAGAUAUGGGCCACGAUCCAAGUAAUAAGUCAUUGUGGGAGCUCAAGAUGAAUGGGAACACUGAAUUCUUAGCUAAGGGUGAAGAAAUGCACUGGAAUUUCCAACUGGGAUUUGAAGCUGGAUCUGAUGAAGAUAUUAAGGCUAGAGCUUUUGCGAAGAGUGCAACUGGAACCCCAGAGCCCAAGGAAGAUGUUGAGAUGGAGGAAUUCUAUGUGACCGUUGAUAUCCCGAUUAUCGGCGAGUCGAAGUUCUCUCAAUUCGACGAUCCAUCAAACCCGAAGUUAUUUCAAACUAAAACUUCCAAUUUGAACAAACAGUCCACAAAAUUGCAAGCACAGUCGAAUUUGCCCAAAGAUGGAUCUACUAAACCAGAUGUAGCACAUCAGCUUACUCAGGAAUUAGCAUCCCAAAAAAGAUCAAAUGUAAUCAAACCUACAUCAGAGUUUCAAGUCGCGGGUUUGGACUAUAAGCAUCCAUUAAUUAAACUUUCGAAUAAUGCUGAUAUUAAUAACUCCUCCUCAAGUUCGGUAGAUGGAAAAAUCUAUCAGGGGAAAUGGCAAAGUUUAGUUGGAUCAGACAUGGUUUUCAAUGAUUCAGGGGAAUUAAUUGGAGUAGUCAGGGAGCAUAUUCAUUGUGAUGAUACCAAUGUCCUCAUUGCAAAAGAGAGUAACAUUGCAGAGAAUGACGAUGAAAUUAUAGAAGCCGCUGGCAAGGAAGAUGAAGCUCUGACUAUUUCAGAAUUGGGUAGUAAUGCAACUUCACUUUUAAAAAAAGUGUAUGCGAUAGCAAAGAAACAAGAGGUGUAA